This is a messenger RNA of Colletotrichum navitas, 613 nucleotides long. RefSeq lists its product as uncharacterized. The transcript has a single exon. NCBI's taxonomy places the organism in Eukaryota, Fungi, Ascomycota, Sordariomycetes, Glomerellales, Glomerellaceae. The coding region runs from base 194 to 532 and encodes 112 amino acids. The record is from RefSeq and is a predicted model, not a curated record.
GGUCUUGAUCUUCAUCUAAGUUGAAGACUCCCUCACCAGGAAGCCAACAGUUGCAUCCCCCGAGACAUUCCUUCAACCAUAAACCGUCCCAGCAUCGCCAGUAUACAGACAUGGCUUACACACAUUGACCGUUGCAUAUCCCCGCCAUGCGUUAAAGAAUGUCCAGGGACCGGAUCCGCUCCUUCUGUCUCAGAUGCCGUCCGGCAAUACGGCUGACGACAACAGUGUCGUCGCGAACGUCACGGCCUCUAUCCACAUGCUAACUAUCAUCACCUCAGAUUUGACCACCGAGCAACGCUUUCAAAUUCAACGUCGUCCAGCUGGGGCGGGUUGUGAUACGGGCAAAUGCGCGUUUCCUUUCUAUGUCGAAAUAUCCUGGAUAUAUCCGUGUAGUCUAUUCUAUGCCUUAUUCUUUUUUUCGUCUUUGCCAUCCCUUCCAUGCAAAUCAGUGAUUCUUCCCGUGCGGCUGAUCAGGUAUAAACAAUUCUCAAUGCCUUUGUCUACCUUUUCAUCCAACCCAAAUGUGCCAUAACAAUUCCAUGUGCGCGUUUAACCCUCGGUGAAAGCCUCGCUCCUAGCCUGCGCAGUGGAGGCGUCCUCGUUGCCAUUGUCC